AUGUCUGACCAAAUAUCCACAUCUGUGGAUACUAGUAAAAUGGAACUCUUUUUUGAAAUAUUGCGUCGUAAAACGCAUAUUUUUUGUGAUGUAAAAGAAAAUGCGACAGUUUUGGAACUUAAGAAAAUAAUUGAAGGUAUUCUAAAGGUGCCAAUCAAUAAGCAGAUUUUGAAGAAGCAAACCGAGGAUGGUUUCUGGCAUACAAUUGAGGACCGUCAAACUCUUUCGGAGUGUGGUUAUACCCCUCAGAAUUCUCGUGCUCAAGCACCGGCACCGCUAGCACUUGUUGUUGCUAACGAAGAAGAGGACGUUAUCAUUGAACCUCUAUCAAUUCCACCACCUGUACCAGAUGCAAUGAGGCCUGAACAAGCCGCUACAAAUGAACAGUGA
This is a messenger RNA of Brugia malayi, 390 nucleotides long. RefSeq lists its product as uncharacterized. Gene Ontology annotation, molecular function: protein binding. Lineage: Eukaryota; Metazoa; Nematoda; Chromadorea; Rhabditida; Onchocercidae. Gene Ontology annotation, cellular component: VCB complex; elongin complex. The coding region runs from base 1 to 390 and encodes 129 amino acids. Gene Ontology annotation, biological process: transcription elongation by RNA polymerase II. The transcript is spliced from 4 exons. The record is from RefSeq and is a predicted model, not a curated record.